AUGGCUGAAUAUUGGAAAAGCAUUCCCAAAUACUUUUGUAAAUAUUGUCAAUCAUUUGUUACAGAUACUCAACUUAUUCGGCGGGAACAUGAACAAAGCUUUAAACACAGAAAUGCGUUGAAACGGUUUAUGAAUGAGAUUCACUCAUCCAAUUUGAAGCGACUGAGUCAAACUAAAGAAAACCCGCCUUCAAUCCCUACUCAUAUCUCUGAAUCUGUUUUAGCAUCUUACGAAAAACCAAAGACACAGAAGCCGAAAAUACAUCCUGCAAAGAAAAAAAGCACACUAGAUGAUUGGGAAAUUCCUGAUAGUACUCAAGCUGCAUCCUCUUCACAUAACUAUAUACCAACACAAACUCCUGCCGUACAAGAUGACGAACCGACUAAUCUAGAAAAAGAUAAAGAACAAGAACAAGAUUCCGAAGAAAAAAAGGAAAUCUCUUCGUUGAAAAGAAAUCGGGAAUCUGUCGAGAAUGAAGAAAAGGCUUUCUUCCAUUUCAAAGUUAGACAAAAAAGUUUAGAAACAGAGGAAAUCUCUAAAGAUAAUACAGUUAGAGAUUCCAAUGCUGAAGAGAAAGAACCGAAAGUAAUUUUCAAAAAGAAGAGAUCUUCUGCUCGUCAAAAUCUCAAAUCCUCUAAAAAAGUUACAGACUAG
Schizosaccharomyces osmophilus is the source of this 654-nucleotide messenger RNA. RefSeq names its product U2-type precatalytic spliceosome WW domain-binding protein Wbp4 (gene wbp4). The coding region runs from base 1 to 654 and encodes 217 amino acids. NCBI's taxonomy places the organism in Eukaryota, Fungi, Ascomycota, Schizosaccharomycetes, Schizosaccharomycetales, Schizosaccharomycetaceae. Gene Ontology annotation, biological process: mRNA splicing, via spliceosome. Gene Ontology annotation, molecular function: zinc ion binding; RNA binding. The transcript has 2 exons. The record is from RefSeq and is a predicted model, not a curated record. Gene Ontology annotation, cellular component: nucleus; precatalytic spliceosome.